Molecule: messenger RNA, 5689 nt
Organism: Centropristis striata (black sea bass)
Lineage: Eukaryota; Metazoa; Chordata; Actinopteri; Perciformes; Serranidae
Gene: ogt.1
Product: O-linked N-acetylglucosamine (GlcNAc) transferase, tandem duplicate 1
Exons: 20
Coding region: 2012-4696 (894 amino acids)
Biological process (GO): protein O-linked glycosylation
Molecular function (GO): protein N-acetylglucosaminyltransferase activity; protein binding
Source: RefSeq, a predicted model, not a curated record
UACAGCGCGUUGGCAUUUGUGUGUUUAUAUAUAUUUAUGUGUGUUGUUUUUUUUUCAUUUUUGUACACACAUUUUAUUUUUAUUGCCCCCCCCCAAAUAAGGCCAUAGAUAUUAUUCCUUUUUCCCUUUUGACAUUUUUAAGCCAAAUCGAGUCCUAUCCCUUCAUCCCCCAUUGGCCAAAUGAAGGACAGGACCAGUAGCCUUUUUUCAUUCCUCAGAGUAAGCUUCUCACCCCUAACUUACUAAAGAAAAUUUGAUGGUAUUGGACUGCAAAACCAGAAUGAACAAAUUCUUUUUUUUAUUUAAUAACCAUAGUAAACACAUUUUCUUUUAAAUACUUUUUAGAGAGCUUUAUCUAUUUUGUUUUUUUUAGUAUAGUACAUGUACCACAUUUGUUUCCACCCUGUAUCACUUUUAGUGCAAAUGUCCUUUGCUUUACCCCGACCUUUUAUCAGAGGUCAGCCCCCCCCCCUUUCAGGAAGAAAGGCUGGAGCUUUUAAAUGGAAAUAUUUGAUCUAUAUUAUUUUUUUAACCUCGGCCCAUUCAUGUUCAUAUAGAUUUUGGAGGAAAAAUGCUGGCUCGGUCUUUGAAGAAUAUAUGAACUGAUGAGAAGCUAGUUUAUCAUGCAGUGCAAAAGAUAAGAUGGUUUCUAACCUAACCACUACACUCCAAUAUAUAUAUUUAGUAAGUGUCAGAUGGCAAGCUUUUGGUCUUUGUUUGCUGUCGGUACAGUUGCUGUCAGUGUGGGUUUUUUUUUUUGUUUGUUUUUUUGUCCCAAGUGUUACACAUCCCUGGUCAUUUUAAGACUUUGGUCUUUUUUUAAGGUGGCUCCCUGGGUUGGGUCAAAUCUGGAGAUGUGGAGUUGUUUCAGUGGUUACAGGCCAUCUUAUUUCGUGCUAGAGGGGGGUAAAGGAGUGGGGAGGAGCAUCAGGGAGUCACAAGCUCCCCUGCUCUGUCGCUCCACCCCCCGCGCGCUUGCUAAGGAUUGGUGGAGUGUACGCGCUAAGAGCUGCCUACCUGACCCCGCAGCAAUGUCAGUGCUCAAGCACGCCCUCAACAGUGCUUUUCAUGCACAUAUGCCUUAGUUCUUCUUUUCAAUAUAGUGAUAAUGAAAAUGUUCCCCAGCUGGCUAUCUAUUCUGAUAUCCACUGCUGUUAAAUAGUGUGUUAAACUGUGUGGGUUUAAGGGAACUCAAUCUCAAGUGCCUUAAAAUGGUUCAAGUGUCGUCAGGCAGGCAGCUCACAAUCUGUACUCCACCUCCUGCGUCAGAUGCUGGGUUAGAAAGACAGGCACGCGCAGCAACAGCGAUGACUUCUUUAUUUCAGAGCUUUGGAGGCUUCUAGAUACCAAUAAUUACACCACAAACUUUUCUCCCUACCCCAUUGGCCAGGAUUCAAGAAAGCAGGCCAGGAUAAAGAAAUCAAAGAUUUGAAAAUAUUUCAUGAAAAUGCUAAAAGAAUGAAAGAAAAUGAUUAAUACUUCUUCCCUUUUCCUUCAAAUAUAUUCCCAAAGAAAUGGGAUCAGUUCAUUUUGGCAAGAUCAAGCCAGUAACUGCCCUCCUGUAGUUUGAUAUGAUAACUGAAUUGAUUGACGGCUGUAAAACUGAGCAGUACCUAAAUUUUACUGGUAAACUGAACACAUCAAAGCCUUUCUUCCCUCCCAGCUACCCUUAAAGCAUUUGUUUUGUUUUGUUUGAAAUGAAACAUUCAUUGCAUGAAUGACAACAAAGCAUAGUCUGUUUUUUGUUUAUUGUGAUUUUUUUUUGGAAGAACCUGUUUUAUUUCCAUAUUUAAAAAAAAAAAAUGUAUUGUUUGAAGACUUUUACUAACGAUCUUGUUUUCUGAUUUUGUCUCUUUUGGUUUUUCCACAACUGAUAUUGUUAUUUAGAAGGUUUCAGGUGGGUGACACUAUUCCUGCGUAGGUGCCUGGCGGAAAGGAACACUAGGGCAGCCUCAGUCCUCUCCUCUUCUUCCAGCCAGCUGCGGCCACCACUCUGACAAAGUCCAAAAAUAUGGCUUGUUACCUGAAAGCAAUUGAGACUCAGCCCAACUUUGCAGUGGCUUGGAGCAACCUGGGCUGUGUGUUCAAUGCCCAAGGAGAGAUAUGGCUGGCAAUACACCAUUUUGAAAAGGCAGUGACUCUGGACCCAAAUUUCCUUGAUGCAUACAUCAAUUUAGGAAAUGUUUUGAAGGAAGCUCGCAUCUUUGACAGAGCUGUGGCUGGAUACCUGAGAGCCCUGAGUCUGAGCCCCAACCAUGCAGUUGUACAUGGAAACCUGGCCUGUGUCUACUAUGAGCAAGGCCUCAUUGACCUGGCUAUUGACACCUACCGUCGUGCUAUUGAAUUGCAGCCCCACUUCCCAGAUGCUUACUGCAAUUUGGCAAAUGCCCUGAAGGAGAAAGGCAAUGUGUCUGAAGCAGAGGAGUGCUACAACACAGCCUUGCGUUUGUGUCCAACCCAUGCUGACUCUCUGAACAACUUAGCCAAUAUCAAGCGUGAGCAGGGCAACAUUGAGGAAGCAGUUCAGCUCUAUAGGAAAGCACUAGAGGUGUUCCCAGAGUUUGCAGCAGCUCACUCUAACCUUGCCAGUGUCCUGCAGCAGCAGGGAAAACUCCAAGAGGCCCUCAUGCACUACAAGGAGGCCAUCAGAAUCAGCCCCACAUUUGCUGAUGCUUACUCAAAUAUGGGCAAUACACUGAAGGAAAUGCAAGAUGUACAGGGAGCGCUGCAAUGCUACACCCGUGCCAUCCAGAUCAACCCUGCCUUUGCUGAUGCUCACAGCAAUUUGGCCUCUAUCCACAAGGAUUCUGGAAACAUCCCAGAGGCCAUUGCAUCUUACCGCACAGCCUUGAAACUCAAGCCGGACUUCCCUGAUGCUUACUGCAACUUGGCACAUUGUCUACAGAUUGUGUGCGACUGGACAGAUUACGAUGAGCGGAUGAAGAAGCUUGUGAGCAUCGUGGCCGACCAGCUGGACAAAAACCGCUUGCCUUCAGUGCACCCACACCACAGCAUGCUUUAUCCUCUCUCUCACGGCUUCCGCAAGGCCAUUGCUGAACGCCACGGAAACCUUUGUCUGGACAAGGUACACGCACUGAUCAAAAUCAAUGCACUGCACAAACCUGCAUUUGACCAUCCGAAGGAUCUGAAGGCCAGUGGUGGACGUCUGCGUGUUGGCUACGUCAGCUCAGAUUUUGGCAACCACCCUACUUCCCACCUGAUGCAGUCCAUUCCUGGAAUGCACAAUCCUGAGAAAUUUGAGGUGUUCUGCUAUGCGCUGAGCCCUGAUGACAGUACCAACUUCCGUGUAAAAGUGGUAGCAGAGGCUCAUCACUUCACAGACCUCUCUCAGAUUCCUUGCAAUGGCAAAGCAGCUGAUCGUAUUUAUCAGGACGGAAUCCACAUUCUGGUCAACAUGAAUGGAUACACCAAGGGAGCCCGAAACGAGCUGUUUGCCCUCCGCCCCGCCCCCAUUCAGACGAUGUGGCUGGGUUACCCUGGAACCAGUGGGGCUCCCUUCAUGGACUACAUCAUCUCUGACAAGGAGACAUCGCCUUUGGAAGUAGCUGAGCAGUAUUCUGAGAAACUGGCCUUCAUGCCCCAUACUUUCUUCAUUGGAGACCAUGCAAACAUGUUCCCUCACCUCAAGAAAAAGGCUGUGAUUGAUUUCAAAUCUAAUGGACACAUCUUUGACAACCGCAUUGUUCUUAAUGGUAUCGAUCUGAAGGCCUUCUUGGACAGUCUUCCAGAUGUGAAGGUGAUAAAGAUGAAGUGCGACAAUAACCAGGACGCAGCUGGGGACACAAAUGGAGCUCUGUCCAUGCCCGUAAUCCCCAUGAACACAGCAGCUGAAGCAAUCAUCAACAUGAUCAACCAAGGGCAAAUCCAAGUCACAAUCAAUAGCUUCACAGUCAGCAACGGCCUGGCCACUACACAGAUCUUUUCAGCAGAUGAGGUUGUAGUCUCUGGGACUGUGUCCUUGCAGAUCAACAACAAGGCUGCCACUGGGGAGGAGGUGCCACGCACAAUUGUUGUGACAACCCGCUCCCAGUAUGGUCUCCCAGAGGACUCUAUUGUCUACUGCAACUUCAACCAGCUCUACAAGAUUGACCCCCCGACUCUGCAGAUGUGGGCGAAUAUCCUGAAGCGCGUGCCCAACAGUGUGCUGUGGCUUCUUCGCUUCCCUGCUGUCGGCGAGCCCAACAUCCAGCAGUACGCUCAGAACAUGGGCCUGCCUGCCUCUCGCAUCAUCUUCUCUCCCGUGGCCCCCAAGGAGGAGCAUGUGAGAAGGGGCCAGCUGGCUGACGUAUGCCUCGACACUCCUCUGUGCAAUGGUCACACCACAGGCAUGGAUGUUCUCUGGGCUGGAACACCCAUGGUCACCAUGCCAGGUGAGACCCUUGCGUCCCGUGUGGCUGCCUCACAACUCCGCUGUUUGGGCUGCCCUGAGCUAAUAGCCCUGAGUCGUCAGGAUUAUGAAGACAUAGCAGUCAAACUUGGCUCUGACAUGGAAUACCUGAAAAUGGUCAGAGCACGUGUUUGGAAGCAGCGAAUCUGCAGCCCUCUUUUCAACACCAAGCAGUACACAAUUGACCUGGAGAGGCUCUAUCUGCAGAUGUGGGAGCACUAUAGCAAUGGCAAAAAGCCAGAACCCCUGGUCAAAAUCCACUCGGUAGAGACCAGUGAGACUGCCUGAACUUGAAGCACGUUGUUUUCUUUUACCUUGUACCCCCACCAUGUCCAGUCCACCCACAUCUGAUUUUUUAUUUUUUAAACAUUAUCAACACCCUUGCUUGGAAUGGUCAGUGUCCACUCCAGCCCUCCCCGUCAAUGACUGUCUCGCUCAUUUACUAUAAAUAGGACUCUUGCUUGUAAAAGAGCCUACAGAUGUACAAUUUUUUUCCCCAUCACACCUGUUGUUUCAUCACACAUCUGCAUUUCCUGAGCCAGAUGCAGUCUGAGACUUUCAGGCACCUCUUCUGAGACUCUUGUUCUAAAACACAAUAUAUUUGGUGAGCAUGAGAGGAUUGUGAAUGCCCUGCUUCCUCCUCAGUACUUGGAUCAGUGGAUUUUUUUUUUUCUCCUGUCAGUGUGCGUACAGGACUGACUGCAGCUUGUGGAGAGAAUACUCAGCCGUCAUUACUUGUUGAUCUAUUUAUAAAUGGAUUAAGAGUGUUGUGUGUUUUAAAAGGACAAUGUCGCACCAUGAAAAUUGUAACUGACUUGCGUUUCAUCAGCUUUGACAUGCAAUUGUUAAGCUUAGAUUACAACUGCUCUUUAGUUUGUCUUAAGCUGUUAUUAAAUAACUGCAAUGAAUAGAUGUUCAAGUUUUGAGGAAUAUGUUUAGAUGAAAACUUCCCCUCACCAAAUGCCAAUUUUAUUUUUGUUGUCAAUUGAGGAACAUGUUCAGUGGCUGUUGUCCUGUUUGAUGUCACACUUUUGCUUGUAAAAGAUGAUUGGACAAAGCUGGACAAAGGAGCUUCAAUUUAUUGGAAAAGGCCUACAAUUCAGUUUAGAUGUCAGAGCUGUUCACAAAUUGAUCUUGUUUUUUAAUCACUCAAACCCGGAACGGCAUAGGUAAGUAUUUUCUAAGCGGUUUUUGUUUUUGUAUUGUCCGUUAACUGUAUGCUGUCGAUGAUGCCGCAAGGUUCUGGAUAUAAUAAAAAAAUAAAGAGAUGGCAAAACUCUG